AUGUGGAACAUAAAAUUGCCUGGGACUCAGAUCAAUGGUGUUUCUGGCAUUGCUUGGCAUCUGGAGAACACUGUGCUAGCACUGGGACUGACUCUUUCUCCUUGUAUCCCAUGCUGUCAUUGCCGUCUCCUGGGAGGAGAUGGUACUGGAGCUGAUAAUGACCUUUAUAUAAACCAAGCUAUUGUAUUUAUUGAAGAUGCAAUACAGUAUCGAUCUAUAAAUCACCGUGUGGACUCCAAAUCCCUGUGGCUUUAUCGAUGGUACUACUCAAGAACUUGCCAGUGGAUUUUGAGUUUAACCAUUACUAUAAUCCUGGCUUUGGCUUUCAUUGAAAAGCCUUCUUCGCUUACUGUCACGUCAGAUGUACGAUACCGCCUUCCUGCGUGGAAUCCUCCAUGUGGCCUAACAGAAAGCAUUGAGCUGCUUUGCUUUCUUGUGUUCGUGGUUGAUGUAUCUGUGAAGAGUUACUUAAUUGGAUGGGAAGAAUUUUGGAAAAAUAAAUGGCUUAUGGCUUAUAUACUGACAUUAAUUGUUUCCCUUACUGAUUGGAUUGUAUCACUGAGUUUUUUCUGCACAGAGAAUGUGAGAAUAAGAAGAAUUCUUCGUCCUUUCUUUCUCCUUCAGAAUUCUUCUAUGAUGAAGAAAACAUUAAAAAGUAUCAACAGCACGUUGCCUGAAAUGGCAAGUGUUGUUCUAUUACUAGCUGUUCAUCUGUCUCUCUUCACCAUGUUUGCCAUGCUGCUGUUUGCUCGAACAAAGGAUGGCCAGCAGGAUAAGGAGUGGGUGGUGUAUUUCCGAAAUUUGCCAGAAUCACUGACAUCACUGCUGGUCCUGCUAACUACUGCAAAUAAUCCUGAUGUGAUGAUUCCUGCAUAUUCUAAGAAUCGAGCAUACUCAAUCUUCUUCAUACUCUUCACUGUAUUAGGCAACUUGUUUCUGAUGAACUUGCUUACAGCAAUAAUAUACAACCAGUUUCGAGGAUACCUUCUGAAAUCGGUUCAGUCCUCCCUCUUCAGGAGGCGACUGGGAAUCCGGGCUGCGUUUGAAGUGCUUUCUUCCCUGAAAGAGACUCCUGCUAAUGCACAACAGUCGUAUGUCAGCAUUGGGGCCUUACUACGAGUGCUGCAGAAAGUUGACAUGGAUUUUCGCUGCAAGCAAGCCAUCAUGAGAUCACUCACAACGUGCUCCUGUGACCAACUGUCAGCUGUCCAGUUUCAGAAGCUCUUUGAAGAACUAGACAAAGAUGCCAUUAGGCAACAUCCUCCCAGUCCAGAGUACCAAUCCCAUUUUAUGCAGAAAAUGCAGUUUGCCUUUGGCCAUCCCUACUUUGGCUAUGUGGGGAAUGUCGUAGCCCUUGCAAACAUUGUUUCUAUCUGUGUGGUUUUGGUGAUGGAUGCGGAUAAGCAGCCAUCUGAAAGGGAUGACUACUUCUUGGGGGCUAUCAACUGCUUCUUCAUCCUAUACUAUCUGCUGGAAAUGUUACUGAAAAUCUUAGCAAUGGGCUUGAAAAGAUACUUGUCAUACCCAAGCAAUAGAUUUGAUGGACUUCUGACUGUAAUUUUGCUGGUUUUGGAGAUUGCAACUUUUGCUGUGUACAAAUUUCCUCAUCCUGGUUGGAGACCCGAAUUCGUGGGCUUGUUAUCCCUGUGGGAUAUGGUGCGAUUGGUGAACAUGUUAAUUGUGUUCAGGUUCCUGCGGAUUAUUCCUAAUAUGAAGUUCAUGGCUUUGGUUGUUACUACGUUGCUGGAUCUGGUAAAAAACCUGAGGGCCUUUGCAGGAAUCCUUGUGGUUGUUUUCUAUACAUUUGCUUUAACCGGCAUAAUGCUAUUUAAAGGUGCUGUUGUUCCCUUGGGAAACAUCAGUGCUGUCAAUACGACAUAUGAUAACAGCACUCUGCAGUGUGGGACCUAUGAACAGUUGGAAUAUUGGCCGAACAACUUCGAUGACUCCCUCUUUGCUUUGGUGACCCUCUGGGAUGUAAUGGUGGUGAACAACUGGCAAGUCUUUUUGGAAGCGUUUUCAAGAUAUUCAAGUCCGUGGGCGAAGAUCUAUUUUGUAGCCUGGUGGUUGAUCUCCUCUGUCAUCUGGGUUAAUCUCUUCGUAGCUUUACUUCUAGAGAACUUUAUUCACAAGUGGGACCGUCGCUGUCAUCGAGAGCCUCUUUCGGAUAUUGAAUACCAGAGGACAGUUGAACUAAUGUUCAGAGAUGUUUUGGAAGAACCUACAGAGGAAGAGUUGAUGGAAAAACUGCACCAGCAUCCACACCUGCAGUUAUGUAGGUGA
Messenger RNA from Nipponia nippon (crested ibis), 2283 nucleotides. The record is from RefSeq and is a predicted model, not a curated record. Lineage: Eukaryota; Metazoa; Chordata; Aves; Pelecaniformes; Threskiornithidae.